Molecule: messenger RNA, 663 nt
Organism: Miscanthus lutarioriparius
Lineage: Eukaryota; Viridiplantae; Streptophyta; Magnoliopsida; Poales; Poaceae
Source: the annotation of a GenBank genome assembly
AUGGUGUGGGAGGAAUACGGGGAUGAGGUGGUGGCUUCGGAGGAAGAGGAGGACGUCGUGGUGGGGCAGAUGCCGAUGGUGAUGGUGCCAAUGCAUAUCAAUAAGAGGGCCCUGAAGAACAAGGCGCUCUCUGUUACGCUCGACAAGAAAGCGCUCAGGUGCGGCUACCUCCUUUGCCUUGCCUUGUCCCUCAUAGCGGCAUACACGAAAUUCCUAUUGCAAAACAUGAUUAUAGUGGUCUUUCUCAGUGCUGUUAUUUUGUUACCGAGGAAAGAAGAGGAGAUUGCUCUAUAUGGUAAAGUACUGUCAUCGGAUAACAAUGAUGGUGCUGGAUUAGAAAAUGAAGAUAACAGUGAUGAUGGUGAGGAUAUGGAAAAUGACGAACCUUUGUCUGAAAUCAAAACCUACGAAGAUGAUGGGACCAGAAUUAUAGUCACCACCAGUGAAAUUACUCCUGAAGACGAUGACAUCAGCCCGAAAACUAUCAGCCCUGUGGUGACGAGCUACACCAACAAGAAUCCUAGCUCGUUUGCCAAGAACAACAGUUUAGGUGUGAAGAAGAAGCCACAGAAGAGAACGUUCAAGAGCAAGAAUAAAGCGAAAAAGGGUGACAAAAAUCGGGGUGCUGCAAAGGGUAAAAGGAAGGGCAAGGGAAGGAAGUAG